Molecule: messenger RNA, 1620 nt
Organism: Closterium sp. NIES-67
Lineage: Eukaryota; Viridiplantae; Streptophyta; Zygnematophyceae; Desmidiales; Closteriaceae
Source: the annotation of a GenBank genome assembly
CCUCGUGCAUCGUGUUCCCUCGUGAAUCGUGUUCCCUCGUGAAUCGUGUUCCCUCGUGCAUCGUGUUCCCUCGUGCAUCGUGUUCCCUCGUGAAUCGUGUUCCCUCGUGCAUCGUGUUCCCUCGUGAAUCGUGUUCCCUCGGCCUCCCCUAUUCCGGCUGCGCUGGCUGCCCCAGGAGCGUCAACUCCUCCUCCCCUCUCUGCGCCAUGCGCCGCAUCACCAUGGCCUUCCUGCACGACCCGGAAGUUUCCUUCGCCAUCGCCGCCCGCACCGCCGCCCAUGUCAGCACGGUCACCGACUACUUCAGCGAGCUGCGCCGCCCGCUCGUCCUCAGAGCCAGCCAAUUGCAGCUCGACACGUGUCAGGGGUCGAAGGGGAGCGACGGUGGGGGGAGGGGAGAGGGUGUGGUGGAAGGAGAGGGAGUGAGAAGGGAGUUGGCGGAGGGUAGGAGAGACGGAGGGGGAGGGGGGGGAGGCGAGGGGAGGAUGAGCUCUAGCAUCAAGUGCGCUCAGCUGCAGGCAGCGGAGCUGUUCGCCCUCAGCUUCGCGCGUGCCAUCGUGCCGAUCCACCGCUGGUCCAUCGAGUCGCGCUUCAUUCUCGCGCAGGGCGCCCUGCGCUCCAAGGCCUUCCAGGUGCUGCCCUCCAUCUGCGAGGCUGAGAGGCUGCCGCCCAUCAUUCGCCACCGGUGGUCGUGGUUCACCCAGGUGGAAGAGAAGCUGAAGCUGGUGGUGUGCACCAUGCCCAAGGUGGCGGCCAACUCGUGGCUCAUGUGGCUGCGCGCCAAGCUGGGGCAGCCCAACCCGAAUGACCCCAUCCUGGCGCUCGAUGUGGACAAGGCCGGUUGGCACCUGCUGGGUCGCCACUUCACAGAGAAGGAGGCGGUGCGGCUGGUGACCCGCCCGGACUUCUUCCGCUUCACCUUUGUGCGCAACCCCUUCUCGCGCGCCCUCUCCGCCUACUCCAACAAGCUCGUGGUGUCCGACACCCCCAACAACAAGACCGGGCCUGGCUCCCGCGCCUACUGGAACGAGCGGUUCUUCCGGUUCAUCAAGCCGCAGUUCGACCUGCUGAAGGACGAGGACGACCUCGUGUCGUUCCCCGACUUCAUGCGCCUCGUCGCCAUGCUCAAGAAGAACUACCGCUGGAAGAUGGACCGCCACAUCGCGCCCCAGGUGGACGUGUGCUUCAUGCAGAUGAUCAAGUAUGACUUUGUGGGGCGGUUUGAGAAUCUGGAGGAGGAUGCCAAGUAUGUGGUGAACCGAUUCGGAGGCGACCACCUCGACAUCUUCAACUUCGGGGUCAAUGCGCAUCAGACCAAGGCGGACAGCAAACUCGUCAAGAAAUACACCAAGGAUGCAUACGAGCUUGUGAAGGAGGUUUAUGCCCAAGACUUCUUCAUCCCCCUCAAUAAUAUCACACAAACUGCACCGCCAGUCUUAUCACAAAUAUUUGAGGGUUGAUUCGUCUACUUGUUUCACAUGCCGUGCGUAAGCUAGCCAGGUGCUCACAACACCCAAAAUUUCGAGUUAGUUAACCGCCUGUAAGUCAGUCAUUGUUAUUUAAAUGGUUGGGGCGCAACAAACAUCAAUUGCAUCACAUGUUUGUAUCCAUCACGUUUUU